UCACUCUUCGCGCCGCUUGUCAGAUUUCGAUGCGAACGCUCCUCAAGUCCACGCAACGCGCGGUGAGGUGAGGAGCAGCGAGUUGCCCGAUGACGAUUGGAGAUUGGCCAAUCGGAGCAAGCUCGGUCAGCGAGGCCUGUUUCGCUUCGAUUGGUCCGCACAACCGCACCCACGUCUUCGUGCGCGAUGCGAGUUUAAAGCGCUUUUGUCUUCGAACGGAAGAAGCUUUUCUUCAUCUAUUUCGCACUCCGCGGCGAACAUCAGCUGUUUGAUGACAGUUUGCCAACUGUGUAAGCAAGCCACGGGAGACGUACAGACAGUGGAAGAGGCUCAUUGUUUGGAAUGUAACUGCAAUAUGGCUAUCUGGUGAUUGCUAUUCGAGUCUUCGACGAGACAAAGGAACGUCGUAGUUCCCGCAACAAUUUGUGUCACUUUUUGCGUCAAACAUAAUAUAUAUAUAUAUAUAUCUUUUCUCUGGUUUGAUCCGAACCGAGUUGAAAAAAAAAAAAAAAGAAACGAGACGCGAUGUUGGAACUCGAGGUGGUGCCCGAGAGAUCUCUUGGAUGCGAACAAUGGGAAUUUAUUUUAGGUAUGCAUUUUUCCCAAUCGGUAUCGAUCAUCCAGUCUCAAGUUGGCGUCAUAAGAGGUGUGCAAGUACUUUAUAGCGACACUAAUCCAUUAGAAGUAGAUCUAGUAAUAAAUUUGCCUCACGACGGCAUUCGGCUUAUAUUUGAUCCUGUUGUACAAAGACUGAAAAUAAUCGAAAUCUAUAAUAUGAAAUUAGUCAAACUGAAAUACUGUGGUUUGCCAUUCAAUUCGCCAGAAGUAUUACCCUCAAUUGAACAAAUAGAGCACUCCUUCGGAGCAACUCAUCCCGGUGUAUAUGAUAGCGAAAAACAGGUGUUCGUUUUGAAUUUCCGAGGAUUGUCAUUUUAUUUUCCAAUUGAUUCGAAAUUUCAACCUGGUUAUGCUCACGGUCUGGGAUCAUUGCAGUUCCCUAAUGGAACAUCUCCUUUGGUGGCAAAAACAGCUAUUUACGUCGGAAAUAUGCCAGCUGGUACUAAUAGCGAAGAGCAUGGUUCAAAGACUCCGCCGCCAGCUCUGCCACUUGUGUGUUAUCACAACAACUUGUACUUGGAGAAAGCUGAUAUUAUCAGGGACAAGUCACGUACAAGAGGACUCAGAUUACGCCUCUUCACGGAAGGUAGUUCUGGAACAAGAGGAGUGUUGGAUCCGAAAAAACGAUGUUUGACCAAAGAAGUAUUAUUCGGCGACACUUGUGAAGAUGUCUUAAGCGCUCUUGGCGCCCCAUCCAGGGUGUUUUACAAAGCCGAGGAUAAAAUGCGCAUUCACAGUCCGCAUGCGCAUAAACGAGAUAAGAUAAGACGAUCGGACUUCUUUUACAAUUAUUUUACUUUAGGUUUGGACAUUUUGUUCAAUGCGAAAACUCAGUGUAUAAAAAAGUUUGUACUUCAUACGAAUUAUCCGGGACAUUAUAACUUUAAUAUGUAUCAUCGUUGUGAAUUCUCUCUGACUCUGCCACCCGAAAACAAUUCCACGGAAUCUGGAAAGUUAAUCGACGUUACUCCUUCUCCGGUUACGAUCACCGCGUAUACAAAGUGGGACAGAGUGAGCGAGCAAUUGAAGGCGAGUGCACGGCCCGUGGUGUUGAAUCGCGCGUCAUCGACCAACACCACGAACCCAUUCGGUUGCACGUUCUGUUACGGGAUAAGGGAUGCGAUUGUCGAAGUUAUGGCCAAUCAACAUAUCGCUAGUGUGACUUUGUAUAGAACAGUGUGACCUUGAUACUUUAUAUAAUGCACUUGAGUAACUUGGUUCAUGACAAAAACACAAUUAUGUAUAAAGAUGAUAAACUAUAUAUAUAUAUAUACAUAUAUAUAAUAUAUCUUUCAAAAUUAAUUCUGCCAGUCAAAAACACAAAGUAGGAUAAAACAAUCUUGUAUACAACAAGAAAGAAUACCAGGACGCUUUUGUUUUUUUUUUUUUUUUGUAUAUUCUUUGUCAUCAAUAUUUCAAAACACAAUGACGUGAAGAACCGGCUGUCGAUUGAGCACAAGUAGGAUUUGAACGAUUGCUGAGAUGAAAAGAUCUUGGUUCUUCUGAGCUUUUGAAGUCUCGCAUGAAGAGAGAGAGAGAGAGAGAGUCACGCUGAAUUUCCGCCGCGACCUUGUUACGCGUGGAUUCGGUCGCGACAUACUGCCGUGUCUCUUGAUAGACGUUAGCUCUAUACGAUUCCAUAUCAAAGAAUCUAUAGCUAUAAGAAGAGGACACAUAUAAAGAUUUACAUUUGCGUUUGUUAUUUUCUGUUAAAAAAAAAGGGACAAUUAAGACACGUACGUGUAGACGAUAUUUCUACAAUAAGAUAAUUGAUCCAUUGUGGUUUUCUUUUUUUUUUUGUUUCGUAUAUGUUACGGUCAAUGAGCGGAUUUUAGUCACAUUUAAGUGUAACAUGUAUAUGAUGCGACCCACGCCUGUGGUAAUGAUUCGAAUAAAUAUUUUAAUCUGAAGACGCAAAGAAGCAGAAGAAAUCGGGCGAGAGAAUAUGAACAUUUUUAUAUAGGCAACAUAAUCUCUUUUUAAUCUACAAUUAUAAGGAUUGUUUUACAAUUACGUGUAUAAUAAUCUCAACCCGUAUACAUAAUUGUUCUUAAAGUAAAUAAAUAAAUAACUUUCACAAAAACACUCUCUUUCGUAAUGCAAAUUUUUUAACAUGGUCAUGUGAAGAAAAAAAUACUGAAAUAUGUAAGCUAAAAAAAAAAAAAGAUAUAGUGUUAGUUUUUAUCAUGUGAAGCAUUAAGAAAAAAAAAAAAAA
Molecule: messenger RNA, 2833 nt
Organism: Pseudomyrmex gracilis
Lineage: Eukaryota; Metazoa; Arthropoda; Insecta; Hymenoptera; Formicidae
Product: UPF0183 protein CG7083
Exons: 8
Coding region: 526-1800 (424 amino acids)
Biological process (GO): Golgi to plasma membrane protein transport
Cellular component (GO): trans-Golgi network
Source: RefSeq, a predicted model, not a curated record